GUUGAUUUACUACUACUACUACUAAUAAUAAAACUAUUGUACCUAAAAAAAAAUGAAUUUUCAUUUCGAAAAAGAAGAGGAACUACUUAUUCAGGUGCAAUUACUAGUUUGUAUUGUUUGUGGUUUUUUUGGACGCAAUAGAAAUGAAAUGACCCAAUGUUUUCUUACAAGCAAAAUUAAAUAGCGUUCUAAAUUCUAACUCUCCUUUUGUUUGUUGAAUCCGAUAAAUUUCAAUGAUAUCUGCAGCCCCCUCGAGAUUCUCACCCAAAUUUCCCUCAAAUUCAAUCAUUCAAACCCCCCAAUUCAUUCAUCUUCUUCAUAUAUAUAUAAAACCACAUUGAAUUUGGUGAUCUCCCCUGUUCUGACCAACUAAUUCGUUCCAAAACCGCCAUGCUUAACCACACUGAUCAUCAACAAAUCCUCAAUGGUUGGCCGCUUGGACUCCAAGUUAUGAACACUAGACUUCGGAUAAUGGCAGGUCCAGGGGAAGAGAGAUUACCGCCGGGCCCCACCGAUUCCUCCCUUGAUUUGCACAUUCCUUCAAUCAGUUUCUCCUCUCUCUCUUCCUCUGAACUCGAUACUCUGUCGACGGCGUCUUUCUUCCAAGACCACAGCGUUUCUCUCGGCCGGCUGAUCGGACUAAAGCCGGCCGACAAGACGUGGUUGUACUUCCCGACGGAGGAGACCCAGAGUGUGUCGGUUAAUUCUGCAGGCUUAGAUGAUUCGAAAACGAACGCCGCUGAAAAUGAAAUAUCGGGACGAAUCUGCAUUCCGAUUGUGAUCGGUGUGAUCUUGAAGAUGAUCAGAAGUCGGAGAAAUUCGAGAAGUUGAAGUGCUAUUUGAUAAAACAAUGCUGAAGGAGAUGAAGUACAAUUCCUCCAACCCUGAUUUUUACAAAUUGUUAUGAUGGAAGAUUAUUGAGUUUGGUAAUUUUUCUUCGUUUCGUUUUCUUGAAUUUCGAAACCUGUGUAUUCAAUUGCCUGAUGUACCUCAACUUCAAGAGUAUAAAACAAAAUACCGAAGCGUUUGAGCUUUCAUUUUCUCCA
Molecule: messenger RNA, 1046 nt
Organism: Benincasa hispida (wax gourd)
Lineage: Eukaryota; Viridiplantae; Streptophyta; Magnoliopsida; Cucurbitales; Cucurbitaceae
Source: RefSeq, a predicted model, not a curated record